Molecule: messenger RNA, 1633 nt
Organism: Sphaeramia orbicularis (orbiculate cardinalfish)
Lineage: Eukaryota; Metazoa; Chordata; Actinopteri; Kurtiformes; Apogonidae
Product: cAMP-responsive element modulator-like
Exons: 4
Coding region: 267-659 (130 amino acids)
Biological process (GO): regulation of transcription by RNA polymerase II
Cellular component (GO): nucleus; ATF4-CREB1 transcription factor complex
Molecular function (GO): DNA-binding transcription factor activity, RNA polymerase II-specific; RNA polymerase II cis-regulatory region sequence-specific DNA binding
Source: RefSeq, a predicted model, not a curated record
CACUCUACUCUCGCUAGAAAAAAAUUCCUCCCCAAAGACAAACAGCAGAGCCCCUGACUCAUAGCACUCUGCUGGUGAAGAGAACAAACCAUACUGUUGACAUCAGGAGGCCAGUGAUGUCAUGAUGAUGUCAAUGCCUCUAAUUGUAAAUUGCACACAUAGCCGCGUCGUUGGCUGUGGUAACAUUUCAGUCAGAGAGAAGGCUCUGAAGCAGACAGUUGGUCUUGGAAAAGCUGGGAGUGCAGAGAGUAUGGCUGUAACUGGGGAUGAGACAGAAACAGUGCUCUGCCCACUCAGGACACAUAGCAGCAGUAGCUGACGUCACUGCUUUUUCCAGGAACAGGCCCCCAGCAGCGACAUUCUCUUCAGGCUCCACAGGUGACUUGACUGCCUGUCAGUUGCGUAACCCCAGCUCCAGCCUCCCUCAGGGGGUGGUGUUUGACAAUGCUCACAUCACCCAGAAACCCCCAGAGGAUGCAGUGCAGAAGAGGGAGCUCCGCUUGAUGAAGAACAGGGAAGCUGCACGGGAGUGUCGGCGAAAGAAGAAGGAGUAUGUCAGAUGCCUCGAAAAUCGCGUGGCCGUGCUGGAAAAUCAAAACAAGACUCUGAUUGAAGAGCUUAGAGUCUUGAAAGACAUCUAUCGAGUCAAAGUGGAGUGACUUCUCCUGGUAUCAAGAGGACGUUUAGGAUUGUGGCAGCCGUGUGGUGUUUUUCUGUUGGGUGUCUUGAGGACUAUGUUUGUGCUUUUACAGACACACAUGCACAAAUACAAAACACUCCUUGUCCUUGCUGUGAAAUGUGUUUACUCAGUGAUGUCAAUGUUUCUGCCUCUGAAUUAUCCAUGUAUCACCACCAGCAAAAACAAGAACCCUUUUUUUAGGUCAGGGUUAUUAUCAGAGAAUAUUAUGGGAAGUUUCUUGUCCUUUUGCCCAGAACCAGCAGGAGAAAAAGAUAGAAAAUAUAUGUGCUACCUGGAGCAUUGCACUGUAGUGCUGAUGAUUGAGAAUCACAAUUUAAUAGCUGUGCUACAGCGCUUGUACAGCCUGAAUAUCUAGACUUCUCACUUCACAGUUUUGCAUUCCUUUAUUUCCAUUUUCCUGUAUUAAAGGGCAAUAAGAAUUCAUAGCCUUUUUGCUGGCCAGUACCUUUUCACUUGGAUUUGUAAAGGGGAUUUACUGCUGUUUAAAAAAAUUGGAGCAUCCACUUAAUGUAGUACUGCACUUAUCACCUAUCACCCAUUCUACUUCUAACUUGGAUUUUCUUUAUUUAUUCAGCAGAUGUACUUUGCAUUUUUGAAUGUUUUGAAUAUAGUUGCAUACAUUAUAUGAAAAGUGAAUAUAUAGGGUAAAUUUGAACAUGUGACAGAUUUUAUGCCAUAGCAGGCAGACAGCCAUUUUAUUUUCAUCCACUUUCUUCAGGUCAGUAAACAUAGCUUCAGUCCAAAUGUACCUAGGGUUUUGAUUUUGUGUCGGUUUUUGUUCACAAAUCCUACUUUUUUACAGUUUCUCCUGGUGUUCUGUUUCACCCUCUGCCUUAGCUGUUGUCCAUUUUGAUCACGCCGUGUUUAUGGGGUUGUGUACACAAUUUUUAAAAAAAAUGUUUAUUUGUUUCAAUAAAGUUCUUACUCAGUCUC